GCGGCGACGUGGGCGGUGGAUGCGGGCCGCGCCGCUGCGAUGGAGGGGCUUUACCACCAGACCAACAAACAAGUCCAUGAGGUCCAAUCUCACAUGGGGCGUCUGGAGACAUCAGAUAAACAAUCAGUACACUUAGUAGAAAAUGAGAUUCAGGCAAGACUAGACAAUAUAUUUAGUAACUUGGAACGUCUGGAAAUCCUGUCCAGCAAAGAACCCCCCAAUAAGCGCCAGAAUGCUAAACUCCGAGUUGACCAGCUGAAGUAUGAUGUUCAGCAUCUGCAGACGGCCCUGAGGAACUUUCAACAUCGCCGUUAUGUCCGGGAGCAGCAAGAACGACAGCGAGAAGAGUUGCUUGCACGUACAUUCACUACUAAUGACUCUGACACCACCAUACCGAUCGACGAAACAUUACAGUUUAAUGAAUCCCUGCAGAAUGCCCAUCGUGGCAUGGAUGAUCUUAUUGGCAGUGGGACCAACAUCCUUCAGGGGCUGAGGGACCAGAGAGUGACACUAAAGGGUACUCACAAGAAGAUCUUGGAUGUUGCCAACAUGUUGGGCUUAUCCAAUACAGUGAUGCGACUGAUUGAGAAGCGAGCCUUUCAAGAUAAAUACUUCAUGAUUGGGGGAAUGAUUUUGACUUGUGUAAUUAUGUUUCUUGUGGUGCAGUAUCUAACAUGAGCUACUGAACUACUGCCAUAGGAGAUCCUCUUUUGGAGCAAAAUGGACUGCCCUCCAAAAUGUACUGCCUACUUUACUCUGAGUGCUGCUUUGGAUGAGCCCUUCCUGUGAACAUCAGAGUUUACAAAUCACACUCAAAUUCACAUCUCAUGUGGAAAUCACCUAGGGGAACAAAUUUCACUGAGGAUGCUGUAGUUAAGGAUAUGACCCUGUGAAAGUCUGUAGCCUUUCCUAUUCUCACCUUACUGUCUGUAGGUUUAAGAAUCUGGUUAAGUAGGAAGCAGGAGAAGUGAAUACAGCCCAGCUGUAUUGCAAGGUAUGAGUGCUCUUUUGGGUAGACAGGAGAAGAGGAUGCAGAGGCAGAGUAUGAGAUGUAGUGAGCCUUUCUUGUGCUAACUAGAAGUGAUCUAUUUCCUACAGAAAGGAAGCCACUGGCGAGCAUUCUGCAUUUUUUGGGCGUACUCCUGCAGAGUAAGUGUGCAAAAAGAGGCAGGAAGUGAAGGGUUCACAUCUACAUACCCUUUUUCUGGGAGGGAGGAAGAUUUGGG
Molecule: messenger RNA, 1226 nt
Organism: Rhea pennata
Lineage: Eukaryota; Metazoa; Chordata; Aves; Rheiformes; Rheidae
Gene: GOSR2
Product: golgi SNAP receptor complex member 2
Exons: 6
Coding region: 40-678 (212 amino acids)
Biological process (GO): vesicle fusion; intra-Golgi vesicle-mediated transport
Cellular component (GO): ER to Golgi transport vesicle membrane; Golgi apparatus; SNARE complex
Molecular function (GO): SNARE binding; SNAP receptor activity
Source: RefSeq, a predicted model, not a curated record